Drosophila willistoni is the source of this 2460-nucleotide messenger RNA. RefSeq names its product mitochondrial Rho GTPase (gene Miro). The coding region runs from base 191 to 2221 and encodes 676 amino acids. The record is from RefSeq and is a predicted model, not a curated record. NCBI's taxonomy places the organism in Eukaryota, Metazoa, Arthropoda, Insecta, Diptera, Drosophilidae. Gene Ontology annotation, molecular function: calcium ion binding; GTPase activity; GTP binding. The transcript has 4 exons. Gene Ontology annotation, cellular component: mitochondrial outer membrane. Gene Ontology annotation, biological process: mitochondrion organization; small GTPase-mediated signal transduction.
AACGACCAUGCCAAAUCAGCUGCGCCGUUCCUUGUGUAUCUGCAAUUUUGCAUAACAAAAAUAAAAAUAUCUCAUAAUUGAUUUAGCCCUAUAAGCAAGGCCAAGCGAAAGUACUCAAAAUUGCUGGCGACUGGCAAACGUAGUGUAAACAUCGAGCGGAAUAGGCAUAGAACGGUAAAGAGUAUCUAGAAUGGGUCAGCACACGGCGUCGCAGAGAAAGAAUGUGAGGAUAUUGCUUGUCGGCGAUGCCGGGGUUGGAAAAACGUCGUUGAUAUUGUCGCUAGUGAGCGAGGAGUAUCCCGAAGAGGUGCCACCCCGAGCUGAGGAGAUCACCAUACCCGCCAAUGUCACACCUGAACAAGUACCUACAAAUAUUGUGGAUUUCUCAAGUGUGGAGCAGACAGAUGAGGCUCUUAGUGCCGAGAUAAACAAGGCUCAUGUGGUGUGCAUUGUCUAUGCGGUGGACGAUGAUGAUUCCCUGGAUCGUAUUACAUCCCAUUGGCUGCCAUUGGUUCGCGCCACAUGCAAUGCGACGGCGGGAUCUUCGGCAGACGACUCUGCAGCAUCUGCGGAUGGUGACGUAGUUGAGGGUUUGCCCGAAGCAGCUCGCAAACCGAUUGUUUUAGUUGGCAACAAAAUAGAUCUCAUUGAGUAUUCAACCAUAGACAGUGUUCUGGCCAUAAUGGAGGACUAUCCGGAGAUCGAAAGCUGUGUGGAAUGCUCUGCAAAAACGUUGCACAACAUCUCCGAAAUGUUUUACUACGCACAAAAGGCAGUUCUGCAUCCCACUUCGCCGUUGUACAUAAUGGAGGAGCAAGAUUUAACUCCCGCAUGUAAAAAGUCACUGAAGCGAAUUUUUCAGAUAUGCGAUAUAGAUGGCGAUAAUCGGCUAAAUGACUACGAAUUAAAUUUGUUCCAGCGCCGUUGCUUCAACACGCCGCUGCAGCCACAAAUCCUCGAUGAGGUAAAGUCAGUUAUACAAAAGAACGUGCCCGAUGGCAUUGCCAACGACGCUGUGACGUUAAAGGGUUUCCUCUUUCUGCACUGCUUGUUUAUUCAACGCGGACGAAACGAGACUACCUGGGCGGUGCUUCGGCGAUUUGGCUACAACGAUCGUUUGGAGAUGUGCCAGGAGUAUUUACGUCCGCCAUUGAAAAUACCACCAGGCAGCAGCACGGAACUGUCGCAUCGCGGCCAGCAAUUUCUUAUUGCCGUGUUCGAGAGAUAUGACCGGGACUGCGAUGGCGCACUAUCGCCGGAAGAGCACAAAAUGCUUUUCAGCACUUGCCCUUCGUCGCCUUGGUCGUACUCCAUGGAUAUACGGAAGUCGUGCCCCACCAAUGAUGCUGGCUGGGUCACUCUGCAUGGAUGGCUCUGCCGUUGGACCCUCAUGACGCUUAUCGACGUUGUAAAGACUAUGGAAUAUUUGGCCUAUCUGGGGUUCAAUGUUCAUGAAAACGAUAGCCAGUUAGCUGCCAUACAUGUGACCCGUGAGCGCCGCAUAGAUUUGGCCAAACGUCAGAGCAGUCGAUCCGUUUACAAAUGUCAUGUUAUUGGACCCAAGGCUUCUGGCAAAACUGGGCUCUGUCGUGGUUUUCUAGUCGAAGAUAUGAGCAAACUAAUUGGCAAGGAGUUCAAGACAAACAUUGUUCAUUGCAUCAAUGCCGUGCAAGUCUAUGGCCAAGAGAAACAUUUAAUAUUGCGCGACAUUGAUGUGAGACACGCCUUGGAUCCGCUACAACCUCAGGAGGUGAACUGCGAUGUAGCUUGUCUAGUCUAUGACGCUUCCAAUCCGCGGUCCUUUGAGUAUGUGGCCCGCAUUUACAUCAAGUAUUAUGCGGAAAGUAAAAUUCCCGUAAUGAUUGUUGGAUCAAAGAGUGAUGUGGAUGAGCGUCGUCAGGAUUAUCUAAUGCAACCGUCAGAGUUUUGUGAGAAAUAUAAAUUGUUGCCGCCGCAUCUCUUUAGCCUGAAGACAAACAAAAAAGAACUAUACACUAAACUGGCCACAAUGGCAGCGUUUCCGCGUUUCCAAGCCGCCUGGAUACUGUUCUACAAGCACAGGUUGGUACAGCUGUGGCAAUCGGCCCAUCUGCGACAGUUUGCUCUGAUGACCGAGAAUCCUCAGAUGUGGUGGAAGGCCGGAUUGGGCGUGGCUGCUGCCACUGUGCUUGGCUUUAUAGUGUUAAGAACAUUUAAUGCUGUCGGCACGCAUUCACGUUAAGGACCAUAAGAAGGAUAUCACACAAAGAACUGCCCAAAGCUAAAGCAGAGGCGCACACCCAAACACACACACACACAGCAUAUUCAAACCAAAAGCCAACGAACACAUGCAUAGAUACGUCAAGUGUUGAAAAUUCAUGUAAAAUGUAAUCAUUUCCUUUUUUUGCUUGCUACUGUAAAUCGAAAUUUAUUGUUAGAAAAGAGAAAUGGAAGCGAAACGAUUGAGAAUUGGGACACAUA